UCUCCAUCAAUUUCUCUGCUACCCAGACAGCAAGGAUUUGAAGGGGGGGUCCAACCUCCUAUCCCCCUAUUUUUCUCUUCCCCCAUUCCCCCCUUCCUUCCUUCCUUCACUUGAGUUUUUAUUUAGGUUCUCUCCUUCACCUCUUCCCCAUCCCUCCCUCUUCCCCACACAUCUGCUUUUUUCCAUUCCCUCCUUUUCUCCCCCAAUGUGAGAUCCCCUAUUGUUACAACCCCCCCCCCCCCUUUCAUCAACAUCCUUGUCUCCAGUUCACUUCAGCCCCCUUUGAUUUCUCUUUGCUCCCCUCCUCCCCUGUUCCAGGCCUCCCUGAAUUUAUUUAUUUUUUAUUUCUUCUCUCCUCUCCCCUCCCCUCCUUCAAGCAAUGAGAGAAGAUGCCUCAGGAUGAAGUCCAGGUAGCAGCAGCACCAGCAAGUCCGGCUGUCGCACAUCAUCUCAAGGAUGCUGGCCACCCAUUCCUUUGGGUACCAUUGUUCCUGGCCUCUUUUGCUCCAUUCUGUCUUUUCUGACGGCUGACUGAACCCCAUCUAUCCCCCUCUCCCUUUCUCUCCUUUCCCUUUGCUUUGCUGGGUGGUUGAUAUUUCUAACUCCCAGCCAUCCCCACCCCACCUGCCUCUUGAGACCCCCUUCUCCUCCUUCCUGAUCCAUGAUACUGAACUCCCCCUAAGAUGUUAAGACAAGGCCCCUUCCUUCUUCUGGCUGCGUCCAUGUCGUAUUUCAACCCUGAGAAAGCUUUGGCAGCGCCUUCGGAAAAUGAUGGUUUAUCCCAGGGCCGGGCUCCUCUGGCCCCUCCAUAUGCUGUGGUCUUGAUCUCCUGCUCAGGCUUGCUGGCCUUUAUCUUUCUCCUCCUCACCUGCCUGUGCUGCAAGCGGGGUGAUGUGGGGUUUAAGGAAUUUGAGAACCCUGAUGGAGAAGAAUAUUCUGGAGAGUACACACCACCUGCAGAGGAGACAUCUUCUUCUCAGUCUAUCCCAGAUGUCUACAUUCUGCCACUCUCUGAGGUCACUCUCCCAUCCUCCAACCAACAGAUGCCCAAAACUGAUCUGGUGAAGCAUCUGGGACUUAGCAGACAACACCUCAGUUAUUUGCAAGAGAUUGGAAAUGGUUGGUUUGGAAAGGUAAUUCUGGGUGAAAUAUUCUCAGAUUUCACCCCUGCACAGGUUGUGGUGAAGGAAUUACGGGUGAGUGCCGGACCAUUGGAGCAGAGAAAAUUCAUAUCAGAAGCCCAGCCUUAUCGAAGCCUCCAACAUCCAAACAUAUUGCAGUGCCUCGGCCUAUGCACAGAGACUAUCCCCUUCUUGCUUAUCAUGGAAUUCUGCCAGUUGGGAGAUCUGAAACGUUACCUUCGAGCUCAGCGCAAAGCAGAUGGGAUGACCCCCGAUCUGCUAACCCGUGACCUCAGCACACUGCAACGCAUGGCCUAUGAGAUCACACUGGGAGUAUUACACUUGCAUAAAAACAACUACAUCCACAGUGAUCUGGCCCUUCGGAACUGCUUGCUGACUUCUGACCUCACAGUGAGGGUUGGAGACUAUGGCCUAUCACACAACAAUUACAAGGAAGAUUAUUAUAUCACUCUGGACAGACUCUGGAUCCCUUUGCGUUGGGUUGCUCCAGAGUUGUUGGAUGAGAUGCAUGGAAACCUCAUUGUUGUGGAUCAAACCAAGGAGAGCAAUGUUUGGUCUAUGGGAGUGACCAUCUGGGAGCUUUUUGAAUUUGGCUCCCAGCCUUACCGGCAUCUCUCUGAUGAAGAUGUGCUGACUUUUGUCAUCAAGGAGCAGCAGAUGAAACUGGCCAAGCCACGCCUUAAACUUCCUUACUCUGACUAUUGGUAUGAGGUAAUGCAGUCCUGCUGGCUCCCAGCUUCCCAUCGCCCAACUAUGGAAGAGCUGCAUUUGCAGGUGAGCUACCUGUUAAACGAGCGCUCCAAUGCUCAAGCAGAGGAGAGUUUCGAGUGGCGCUGGAGUGCCCUGAAGCCCAAGCGCUCCGCUUCACCACCACCAGCCUCCUCUUCCUCAGCACGCCACCGUCGCCCUUCAGAAGAGAUCUCAGCCUACCCACUACUGGAUGGGUUCCACGGGGGCGACAUGGAUGAUAUUCUGACAGUGACUGAAAGCAGUGGGGGGCUGAACUUUGAGUAUAUGUGGGAGAAGGCCCGUCUGGGACGAUGGAAAGGCCCUGCCUCAGCUCCUCCUGAGUACCCUUCCAGUAAUGGUGGCCUAGCUGUGCCAGGCAGCAAUCCUUUCUAUGAACAGACCUCACAACGUGGACACAGCCUAGAGACGCCUAGUGUUGUGCCUGUUAUCAGUGCUCGCAGCCCUUCGGUCAGCAGUGAGUAUUACAUCCGCUUGGAGGACCAUGGCAGUGGAGAGGGGCCAGUCUGUGCCCCCAGUCCAGGCUCACCACCCCAGCCCCUUUUCCCCUCAGAUUGGGACAGUGCCUCUUAUCACCCGCAGGAGCAGGCCAGCACCAAUCCCUUCCUGCCCAGUGGCAGUGGUGAAAGCAACCCCUUCCGUGCUGACAGCGAGGUCCAAGAGACAUCAUUGACAGAGACUUCCACAACGGGAGGAGAGGCAUUCCUUGCUGAGUCCCUGCUCACAGUGUACCGUGAUCUGGAGGACCAGCAGCGUAGCUGGGAUGCUGAGAUGAUGGAAGAACGAGGAGCAGGGGAGACAUUGGCUGGGGACCCAUCAGAGUUCCAGGGAUCCCCUUCAUGGGAACAAGAACCCUCGCUGAUGGAGGACCAGAGCUCUGGCAGCAGCACAGAUGAUGGUGGGAGCAGCAUUGGGGGUGGGCGGCGCAAUCUCCUGCCAUGCCCACUAUGCACUCGGGUGCGUUGCACAUGUGCCAUUCCUCGGGGGGAUGUGGUGAGUGGCUGGAGCAACCAUGGCCCACCCCUGCGGCGCCCACACCAUGACAGUUAUGGCACUGAGGACGAUUCCUCCUUGAAAGUGGAGCGGGGCUCCCUCUCUGACUGUCCUAUGUUGCCCCCUAGGGACUGUGAUGGGGAAGGAGUGGAGCACAAUGAAUUUUAUGAUCCACUCAUGGGGACAGCUGUGAAGACCUAUGAACUUCAAGACUAUCCAAAGCAGAGAGGGGGAGCAAGCACCCGGAUUGCACCUGGAUCACCCUUCCCAGCCAUGUCUUCUGGAUGCUGCAAUGUGAUCGUUCCCAUAGAGAUACCCCCAUUGUCCACUCUGGCUGAGAGCAAUGAUGAAGAGACUAUUGCAAUCCUCCCAGAAGCUAUUGAUGGAUUUUCCACGGGCCCUACAACCUUAAGCCUCUCCCCAGCAGCCCCAGAUCGGCAAAGGGGAACCCUAGACUCUGUAGAUUCCUUGGACAUUCCUUCCAACACCAGUUCUUCAGAUGUUUGCAGUCCUGCAUCACAUUAUUCCUCUCCUGGGCAAAAAUUUGGGGACAGUGGCUAUGAAACAGAGAACACUUUCUCACCUGAGUUUAUUUUCAAAGAAGAUCCACCACCACCACCACCACCUGGAGAAGAGGAAGAAACAGAGGCAGAUGAAGAUUCAGGCAAACUCCUGACAACACCCAUCUCUCAGUCCACGAGUGAUCUUACCUUGUCUAUGAGUGAAGAAGGAGUGGAACUGGAGGAGGAGAUAGGGAGGAGCUUGGGGCCAGCAACGCCUCACCGUGACUCUGCCUACUUCUCUGAUGGAGAGGCAGAACCCCUUGACACCCUGGCUCCACUUGCCCCUGUUACUGGAAAUGAGGAGGAAAAGUCUACAGAGAAGACAAUUUUGGAUGGAGGCUUUGUGGUCCAGGUGUGCAAGGAACAGCUCUUGGUUACAUUGCAUGAAAAUGUCACACGCAAUCUGCUCUGCAAUCAGAAGAUGCCAGCUUUGGGGCUCCGUCCGGUUGCCCCUUUGAAGGACCAGUCCAUCCUCAAGCUGUGGACUCUAGAACCUGAGGAGGGGCAGGAGGAGACAGAAGAGGAAGAAGAAAUGGAGGAGACAGACAAGAAAAGCCACAGCAAGGAGGCAGUAGAUUCCCAGCAGCCUGAAAUCAUGGAGGAUAAGGGGAAAGAAGAGGUGGUGGUGGAGGAGGAGGUGGUGGAGGAAGAGGAAGAGAUGGAGAAGGACCAAGAAGAGAUUAAUGGAGAGCCUGAGGGGCUGCAGCCACCAUGGAAGGAAGAGGAAAGGAAAGAAAAGGAGACAGAGAUCCAAAGAGAUCCAGCAGGGCCCAGGAUAGCUGAACCUCAGGAUGGCCAGGAAGAUAGUUCUGUAGCUGAGCAGCUUCGAAAGCAGCAGGAGCCCAGGCUACCUGUGAACCAAGCUGGGGAAGAUAUCAAAGCCAAGCUGUCCCGAUUGUCUCUGUCUCUUCCCCCGCUGGCCUUGCAGACUUUCCCUCCACCUGGUGGAGGAAGGAAAGGGCCAUUUUGGGAAGGAGCAGCAUUGGGGGAGGGUCCAGUGCUAUGCGGGCGAGAAGCUGCCAUAGCAGCAGAGGAUGAGGAGGAAGAUGAUGCCGAGGAGGAUGAGGAAGGAGGCUUGGCUGGAAGUGGAGGGAGGGGUGUCCCCAUUGUGGUGAGUGAAAGUGAUGAUGCCCGCAACUUGCGUGGUCUCCUCAAGUCACCACGCUCAGCCGAGGAGGCAGCUGCUGAGCUGGACCGCAAGCGAAAGAUGGUCUCCUUUUUUGAUGAUGUCACUGUCUACCUCUUUGAUCAGGAGACACCAACCAAUGAACUGAGUUCACAGGGAGCGCCAGAUGGUGAUGUCCCUUCUCCUGGCUCAAUGUUAGAACCAGGACUUGAUCCCUUUCCCCCAGCCGAUGGCUUCAGUGGCAGUUUUGAGUGGGAUGAUGAUUUCCCCCUGAUGGCUCAGAAUCCAUCCUAUGUUUCCAUGGUGUCUGACCCCAACACAGUCAAGCCCUCCCACCCAGCCAUGACUUCACCAAUGCCCAUGCCCCCUGCCUUGCUGCCCACAGCUAAGAGGGCUGAGUCUGGUCUUGUCGAUGCCCUGAGGUUCUCUCGCUUCACCGUCUCUCCUGCCCUGGAGCCACACCUUUCUCCUUCUUGUGAUACUGAACUAGGACCUACAGCUGACCCAAUAGAGAACUGAGAUAAAGUAGAAAGUGGACAACCCCGCUGCCUUUUGUCUCAGCAUUCAGGGAUGCUGCCCAGUUAUCCGGUUGACAUACCGGUGCCAAGAUGCCACAUCAAUUUCUGUGGUGAAUGGACAGACACAUGCAUUUGUGUGUGCGUGCAUUUGUGUUCAUGAUAUGGAAGCCAUUGUUGCUAAUACGGACACCGAUUCCCUAUGGACUUUCCCCCUCUUUGUCUUGCCCUUUCCCCCCACAUCUUCACUUGAGAAUAGUGGGGUGGAACUUUUUGUAUGAACUAUUUAGGGCCACCAGCUGAUGAGGGAAACAUCUCCUCAAUUUUACAGGGGGUCCUCACCCAGUACUGGCUUUUGAAUGUAUAACCCCAGUCCUCUCCUGGCUUCUUUCCUUUCUUCGAUACGUCACUCAUAAGGAUCCUCUGUGCCAAACUGAGAGGGUCAGGGUCAGGGAAUGAUAUCUCUAAGAACAUGCCAUCAACUUCUUCUGAGCCCUCUGCAUCUCUCUGAAUCUCAUCAGCUGUAAUCCUGGAAUGUGGAACAUGGCUGCCAAUUUAAAUCUCUUUUGUGCCAAAUGGAACUGAAUGGGGCUGGUGACUCUCCCCAAUUAACCAGCAUUAGUUGUAUAUGUAUGCAAGACCAUUGAUUUGAACGUUGGGACAGAAUUGCACUGGCAAGACAGAACAACCAAAUCGUACCCACUACCUUGGAGCAACUAAGGGUUGAUUGGAACCAGCAAAGUGAGUGGUGAGAUUUCUUUGGAUGGGAAUCCUUUAUAUGAACCUACAAUGGGAUGAUCUCGAAGUAUCAUUUUUUCAAAAGCAUUGGUCAGCAUCUGUUGGUUGAUACAUGAAAUGCCAUGGAAAAAGUUGGUCACAUCACCAAUCUGUAGCAAACAAGUAAUGGACACUCAUUGGUUAAUAAUGGAAACAUAUCUUCCAUAUUGUCCUGACUAGUGGGUGCAUCAUACUUGGAAAAUCAUCCAUGAUUUAUGUGCAGCACUAAUGGAGAUUGGUUGGCUUUUCUUGUGACUGGUCUGUCCUGACCAUCCCGGUCCCCCACUGGUUUAUAUUGAGAGGGUAAUAAAGGGUACUGGGGAACAAUUGAAAUGACGAGGAUUUCCAGAGAUUGGACUAGCCGCUGAUCAGUUGUGCCAAAAGAACCACUUGAAGGUGAAUGGGUUGUAUUAGGAGUGGUCUUGGGGGGGUUCAGAAUUGAUUUAGAGAAUCAAAUGGAGUUAUAUACUUUUUGGAAACCUAGGGGUAUUGAAUCUUGUCUAUUCCUGCCCUCUGCUUACAGUACAUGCUGGCCAGAUUUUGGAUAAAAGGACCGUUGGUAUAGGCCAAGGGAAUUGGGGGGUUAAUUCUGGGAAGGGGGCAAAUAUAUGCAUGAGCUUGCCUUCCAUCAGGGGGUGGGUGGGGUGGGAAUUAGACUUGAUAACCACCCAAGCCCUUCCAGCAUUGAUUUCUAUAGAGAAUAUUUAUUAGGCUUCAAACAGCAUAUUGCUGGUUUGUGUUGAACUUACAAUAGUGGCAGCUAGGUCUAAUUAUGAGUCUUGAGCCCCUGGAAUAAAUGAGUGAUCUAGAGUGCUCCACUUUCCUUUCUUCACCCAAGAAAAGAAUAUCUGUACCUAGGUAAGAUAAUAAAAAGACAGGUAUUUCAUCUGGCAGCUUCUACUUGCAGCGAGUGUGUGCAUGCAUGCAUGCAUGCAUUUGGUCCAGAUGAUUUGGUUUUCAUCUCCCAGAAGUUCCAGCCAGCACAGCCAAUAGUGAAGGAUUGUGAGAGUUGUAGCCCAGUACAUCUGGAGAGUCAGUUUCUCACCCCUUGUUUAAGGCAUAGUUUAUGGAAGGGAGAGACUUUUUUUUUUGAGUUGGUGGUACCUUGUUGACUUUUAGAACUGGCAACCACAGAUAGGCCCAUCCUCAGUGUCUUCACUUCUGGGGAGUGUCUGGAGAAGGUGAAAACACAGCAAACAGAUAUAUUUGACAGGACAGUGACAAACUGACAGGUGAAUGAGUCUUCUUGUGGGCAGGAGCUGAGAGGCAGAGGUAUUGAUAGCCACAAUCUGGUGAGAAUUUGGUUAAAGGGCCAACUGGAAUUCCACUGACUUGUGUCACCUAACCUGUGGUGAACCUGGUCUUGCGGUAUGUGCCUGUAUCUAGCCGUAAUAGCUAAGGGGACCCAAGAGUAGGCUAGCAGCUGCUGCUUCCGGCAAACAUGGCAGAGAGAAUAAAACCCUUUAGUCUGGCCCCUGGAGCCCUCAGCUCAAGACUCCUGGUUAUCUUACACCAGCUGAUAUUUUCCCAAAGCCAGCAAGGCUUAGCUGCCUUCCCAGUAUCCUACCACAUUGGCAUGUUCUCUUAAGAAAUAUCAUGACUGACCUACUGGAAAGAACUGCCUGGGGGAAGAAACAGCUGACAGUAUCCAUCCCUUGAACCUGCAAAGGUUGCGUCAGUGACUCUAGCACUAGCACAAAGUUGGCAAAACACAUGGCUUUUGACACUGAAAUAACGGGCAAGGCUGUAAUGGCCCUCUGUCUUUAGUUGUCACGCCUCAUGUGGCAUCUGUCUGUGCCUCCACCAGGAGAUCUGCUAUCCACUGUGAGAAUCUUCAGCUUAAGGGAAGAAGCCCCCCAUCUGAGGCAUUCUUUCUUCCCUCAAAUGGCCUUAGUGAUGGCAUCAUUUUCACAGCUUUCAAUGGCUUUCAGAUUUCCCUGAUAGAUAGAGCCCUACACAGUCAUCCAAGGAAUGUGUGUGGGCAUCAAAAAUGGAAGAGCAGUGGAAUUCCACACCACACACCAGAGGGAUCCAUGCCAGCUCUUGAACAAGAAGGUCUGAAGAAGAAUUAUUGGCUGCAUGAACAUUAAGUGUCCACACUCCCAGGUGACUGGAUUCUUUGUGCCUUCAGCAGAAUGCACUUGGAAUACCUUUGAACAUUAGGAAGAACAUCUUUACUGUAAGAGCUCUUCAGCAGUGGAAUAGACUGUCUCAAAUAUCUUUUGAGAUAUUUCAACAGAUAUUGGAUGGCCAUCUCUCAGGAAUAUGUUAGGUAUUUAUUCCUGCAUGGUGGAAUAGAUGGUCUUUGUGGUCCCUUCCAGCUCUAUGAUUUUGUGAUUUAGACAUCCCCAUCCAGUGUGUGAAAAUCAGAGCUGGGCCUUCAGCAACAGUCUGGAUGGUGCUGGAUUACAUGUCCCAAUGCCUCUUCCACACGUUAUACUCCAGGGCCAGGUAGAACUAAAUAGGCAACAAAGGUUGAGGGAUAGCACUGCAAUCUGCCUGCCAUUCCUCUUGAGUUCUGUGGGCAUUUCCCCCUCUCGCAGGACAAAGUACACAGCCAGUUCUGCAUCCCUGAACUAGCCUUCAGGUGUGAUGAAAGAAGCCAAAACAUUGCCAGAGUUUAAGUAAGAUUCAUCUGUCAACUCACUUCGUUUUCAUAUAUGAAAUGGAAGCGGGGGACAUCUUAUCCUUUUGUUUAGGUUCUGUUAUGCCCACAUAUAUUCUUUGAAGGCCUGAAUAUUUCUUUAAAAAAUGUUCCCCUGAUUAACUAAAAUGGCUGUCUUGGCUUCUUUAUUACCUCAUAUUGGUUGGAAAUCACAUUGUAAAUUUUGAGAUAAGAGUUAACAGUUACUUCCAGGUUUAGGGCAGCUGAUACAACAGUUUAAACACACUGGGCAGCUAUGCUGGCUUUUCCUCUUAUUGGGUUCUCUGCCUUUGGAAAAGAGGUGGGAAAAAUUACAAAAAGAAGAAAGGUUACAAAAAGAAGAUGUAAGUCAAGAUCACAGUGGUUCCAACAAGUGUAGAUCCACUGAAUUAUUAUUUUUUGAAUGGUGAGUCAACAUGUAUAAAUCCUAUGGAUUCAGUGGGUCUACUCUAGUAAGGGCUAACUAGUAACACAUCCCCUCCAACGUUUCACAGAUGAAAACCAGGACACAUGUGGUCAAGUAACAUCAGAUUAUGGCCAAGUUGGCAAAAUGUCUUAAUGAGAAAGAAUAUACAUGCUAGGAGAGGCUGUGGCAGUUUUCUUUUACCUGAACUAUUGGGAAGAACAAGAUUCUGGUCCCUGCUCUUCCCUCUCCUGUUGAGUUCAUUGUGUGCAAGCUACUUUUGCACUUUGCACUUAGUUUAGAGAGGUGGUUCCCAACCUUUACUACAUCUCAUAUCCCUAGGAAAUGUUUGAUUAGUGUUUGCUCCCCUUAUGAAAGAAUAUCAUAUUUGUAGAUGACAAAGUCUAAUUUCUAAUUUUUGAACCACAAAUAGAACCACAUACAAUACUGUGGGUGAACAAAAGAACUUUAAAAGCCACUCUUGGUUGCACCCCCUGGGGAUGUGGGCACCCCUGGUUGAAAACCCUUAGUUCAGAGCUACUGAAGUCGAGGACAAAGGGCAAAGGAGACAAGGAGGAGACAAAAAACUGGGACAUUUUAAAAGCAGCUGAAAAAGUGGAAUGACAGAAAAGUAGUAGGGACUGUCAGUACCAAAUCGGAACAGUUGGAAUGUAUGGUAACAGGAAUCAGAUCAUUAUCAUCCAGAUUUUUCAUUAAAAUGCAUGUUUGAAGCAAGGCAGUUGUGGGAUAAAUGCAAAUAUAAACGUUGUGGGGAUCUCUAAAAGACUGACCUGCCCAUAUGAAAAAAUGUAAAGAGAGAAAGAAUAAGAGAGGGGGGAGAGGGUAAAUUAAAAAGAAACGCACAUUAAACUUUUCUUUUAUAUGGACAGAAGGGAUUGAAAGUAAGCAGAUGUGAGCAGCUAGCUAUAAAAGGAUAGGGACUGUGAAUAUUCCAGGAAUUAGGAGAGGAUGGAUGGCUUAACAGGCUGGAAAGGAUGCUUGGGGUGGGUGGGGGAAGAAUGGAUGUGGGGUGAGAGAUGUUACUGCGGGAUGGUUGUAGGGGUGGUGAUACUUUAAUGGGAAGGUUGUGGGAAGAAGUAUGUGGGGAUGGGGAGAGUAUUUAAAUUAUCAAAACUUUAAAAUCUCCAAAUUCUGCAAUGAUAAUAAAU
Sceloporus undulatus (fence lizard) is the source of this 10079-nucleotide messenger RNA. It is a transcript of the gene LMTK3, whose product is annotated as lemur tyrosine kinase 3. Bases 684 to 5090 code for a protein of 1468 amino acids. Lineage: Eukaryota; Metazoa; Chordata; Lepidosauria; Squamata; Phrynosomatidae. Gene Ontology annotation, biological process: protein phosphorylation. The transcript is spliced from 15 exons. The record is from RefSeq and is a predicted model, not a curated record. Gene Ontology annotation, molecular function: protein kinase activity; ATP binding.